AGAUGCUGACAUUAAAGCAGAUAUUAUUCCGAGUUUUAAGGGGUUAUUUGUUCAGAUGUGGUAUGGCAAUUCAUAACUAGUUAAAUAAAGAAUAUUAACCAAUAUAUCCGAGUAAGUGAGUUCGAUCCGUCCGGAUAUGAGGCUCGAUUGGCUUCUCCCACUUCCGCUUUUUACGACAACAACGUUGUUGCACAUGGGGCACAGUGGCUAGUGAUAGAUAGCAUUUUUGCCCCCAUCCGAUAUAUUAUAUUACAGCUUUGCGUGUCAUAUAUUAUACCACAGAACAUCAGAAAUUACGAUGGGUAAGAAAAAGUCAAACGGACCAGGCGUACUGGGCCGAUCUCUGAUAAAGGAGAGACUCCAGGCAGGCCGAGGAAACAAGAGGGGCGACUCCUGGAUUCAUACCAGUGAGCUGAAUGAUGGCUAUGACUGGGGACGGCUGAACCUGCAGUCAGUGACAGAACAGAGUUCCAUGGAUGAUUUUCUAGCCACCGCCGAAUUGGCAGGAACAGAGUUUGUUGCAGAGAAACUCAACAUCAAGUUUGUGCCAGCGGAAGCUAGAGCAGGCUUGAUAACAGCUGAGGAGAGAACCAGGCUGAAGCAGCUGCAUGAAGACAACAAGCAUUUCCUCAGAAUUCCUCGACGACCCCACUGGGAUGAAGGCACCAGCCGAGAAGCGCUUCAACUAGCAGAGAAAGACAGCUUUUUGGAGUGGAGACGAGCGCUUGCACAGCUAGAAGAGGAGCAGAAGUUAUUUCUCACCCCAUUUGAGAGGAACCUGGAGUUCUGGAGACAACUGUGGAGAGUGAUCGAGAGGAGUGAUGUCGUCGUUCAAAUUGUUGAUGCCAGAAAUCCUUUGCUGUUCAGAUGUGCUGACCUGGAGUUGUACGUAAAGGAGGUGUCCGAGCAUAAGGUGAACAUGCUGUUGGUGAAUAAGGCCGACCUGCUGACCAGACAGCAGAGGCGAGUCUGGGCUAGAUACUUCCAGAAACAAGGGAUGAGGACAGUUUUCUGGUCUGCCCUGGCUGAGAGCGACAGACUGGAUGCAGAGGAGAAGGCCACGGAAGUGGAGGAUCCAAAGUGUGUAGAGAGUGUAGAGAGUGACCCAGACGAGGAAGGACAGCCGGACAAUGAAGAUUUGACCCAAAAAGGGGCAGCUGGAGAGGAGGAGAUGAAGACGGCAGAGGAGGAUGAAGACCAGCAGGAAAAGGUAACUGUACAGGAGGAGGACUGGCACACCUGCUCAGAAGACGAUUAUGAAGAAGAGGAGGGAACUGCUGGUUCAUCCAAUAAAUCCUCCUUCCACAACUCAAGCCGUCUGCUGCAUAUGGACGAGCUGCUCGCCGUGUUUAAGGCUGUACACAACGGGCCCAGGUGUAGAGAAGAACAACUGACAGUAGGACUGGUUGGGUAUCCUAAUGUGGGAAAGAGUUCCACCAUCAACACCAUCCUGAGGAACAAGAAGGUGUCCGUUUCAGCCACUCCUGGACACACGAAGCACUUUCAGACUCUGUAUGUGGAGCCAGGCCUGUGCCUCUGUGACUGCCCAGGUCUGGUCAUGCCCUCCUUUGUUUCUACCAAAGCUGAGAUGAUCUGCUCUGGGAUCCUGUCCAUUGACCAGAUGAGAGAUCACGUCCCUGCAGUCUCUCAUAUAUGUCAGGUGAUCCCUCGACAUGUGUCAGAAGGCACCUACGGCAUCAACAUCAUCCGACCACGAGAAGACGAAGACCCCGACAGGGCCCCCUCCUCUGAGGAGAUGCUGAUGGCUUAUGGAUACAUGAGAGGCUUCAUGACUGCGCACGGCCAGCCUGAUCAGUCCAGAUCAGCCCGUUACAUCCUGAAGGAUUUUGUCAGCGGAAAGCUUCUGUACUGUCAUCCUCCUCCACAUAUUGAUGCCGAAGACUUCCAGCCGCAGCACAGCAAGUUCCUGAAAAAAGACUUUGACUGCAGUGACUUCUCCUCCACAACACCAAACAACAACAACAAAAUUAGGAGAAUUGAAAAUGUGGUUGACAAGAACUUCUUCCAUCAGGCGAAUGUGCGGGCGCUCUCCAAGGGGGUUCAGUCUGUUAUGGGCUACAAGUCAGGCAGCGAACCUGUCCCUCCAGGAAAACCUGACCCUCCAGGGAAACCUGAAUCAGAGAUGGUAGCGGGGAAACCCUGGAAAAAACACGGCAAUAAGAACAAGAAGGAAAAAGUACGCCGUCUUAACAGGCAUCUGGAGGCCUGACGGAUCUGAAAUUAAAGCACUUUUAAUUACAGAUAAUUUCAGUAGGAAUGGAAAAAAAACCCUUUACUACAGUUCACACGAUGUGAUUCCAAAGGAAUUAAUGCUGAGCAGUAUCUGUAGAUAGAUGCAGGCUCUUUAAUCCUGUGAGUAUGGACGGGUCAGGCUUUCUCCAUGUUAACAAAUUAGGUGCAUAAUCUGUCAAAGUCCUGUUGGUGCAAUGCAUUCCAUCAACUGGAUCACCAGAUCUCACCAGUUGCUCACCACAGUGUUCAGAAGGGGUUGAAUUUUAUAAAAUGUUGAACAGGACUUUUUUUCCAUUUAGAAGGUGUUUCAAAAGACUCGUCUCAAAGGCUACAUUACACAGAUAAAUGACUGUAUGUUUGAUACUGCAUUUAUCAAUAUACACUUGUGAUUAAUGUAACUAAAAUGGAUUAUAAAAUAAAUUGAGUGUUUUCAUGA
Molecule: messenger RNA, 2689 nt
Organism: Cottoperca gobio
Lineage: Eukaryota; Metazoa; Chordata; Actinopteri; Perciformes; Bovichtidae
Gene: lsg1
Product: large 60S subunit nuclear export GTPase 1
Exons: 14
Coding region: 299-2230 (643 amino acids)
Biological process (GO): ribosomal subunit export from nucleus
Cellular component (GO): cytosol
Molecular function (GO): GTP binding; GTPase activity
Source: RefSeq, a predicted model, not a curated record